UGAGCAAGUUUUUUCUUUGGUCACGUAUUUUUUCGGCGCUUGUUACGGGUGUUUGUCGCCAACAAUUACCUUCCAAAAUGGUACUUUGACGAUAGGAGUAAUGACGGGAAUCAAGAAAGGGGAUCCAAAGGCGGAGCUUGCAACGGAGCAGCCGGAUAGUUGUGCUGAGAAGGUACACGCGACGAGUGUUUUUGGACAAAAUCGUCGAAACCGGAGCGUGCCGGCUGCUCUUAGCACUAUCGCGGACCCGUCCAUUGAAGCCUGUCAGGCAGACAAGAAAGGAGGAACGAAUGAUACUGAGCCAUCAGUGGACCCUUCGAUAAUCAAACUAUUCAGUCGAAUGACUGUUGGGUUCAGAAGACAGUUAGUAUCCCCAAGACCCAAGCCAUUUCGUAAUACCCGACUGACGUGGAAAGAAAAGUUACGACUGAAUAACGGAAUAUGGAGAGCAUGGCAUCUACAGUUUAUAGAGAAGAAAGACCCGAUUGUUGGACAGUUUGUAGCCCCAUUGACAGAUGAACAUGUUACCCGGAUAUCGUGGCAACAGGCCGAUGUGCUAGAAGGAAAAUAUUGGAAACAAAAACUUGAGAAAACAGUUGCUGAUUACAGAAAUUGGAGAUUGUUUUCUACUGGGGGCGAGAGAUGUGCUUAUCAAACCUUAGUGGAGGAAGUGGGUGGUAUCAACAUCCAUCCGAACAAUAGAGAUGAUGUGCAUGUUUUACACCCCCCUCCCUCACCUAUGCCUGCAAGUAUGUUAUCAAUGGAUGAUAUUCCACUGCCAAAAAGAAACUUUGAGGAUACAUUAUUUACAAGUCUUCGUAGAGAACACUAUACGUUUCCAAAUCCUAGGGAAAUUGCCAAAAAAACGCAGAAUGCCGACAUUAUACAACCAGGAUUGUUACAACUACAGCCUGACUAUCUGGACAAGUUGGAUUUUAUGGACACAUUAGAUUCUCUACAAGGCUCCUGUGGGUUUGACUCUUUGCAAGAAUACCUAAUUCCAUGUAACAGUAGGAGUCCUCCUACGAGCGGUAGCUUUUUAUUUUCAUCUGGAAUGCCAGAUAAUUUAUUGCAACGACAAGACUGUGUUCAGCCUGUGGUGCACGAUUCUGCCUCUGUGCAAGGAUUAUUGAAUUUACAGAGUCGUGGUGACAUUCCCAUGCAGAUGGAUCAGUUUGACAGUUUAGUAUUGACCACCACGUCGCAAUCCGUGAAUCACAUAGGUUUUCAUUCGGUUUCAUCGCAGUCUGGUCAGCAAGAGAACCAACACAAUUAUGGUCAGAAUUUGUUCCCGUCUUUCCGCAGUGCUGCGUUCCAGAAUCAUACUACAGUUCAAUCAUUACAUAUUGUACAAGGCGGCGGUGACGACUUCAUGAGGGUUCCUGAGGUGGUGGAAGAGGAAGACGAGGACUUGAAGCCGCUCAUGUUUUCAGCACCAAUGACCACGGACGAUGAUAUUCAGUUUCCAAUGACACUUGACAAUCCCAUGGUUACCUCACAGGUGUUACAAAAUCAGGAUAAUGUCAACAUUAUGCAUUGGACUGCUACGUCUAUGGCUCAAGAUCAGGUUUCAGUGUCGUCAGCGUAUCAAGCUCCUGUCGCGUCGGUCUCCGCAACACCUGUGGCAUCAUAUACACCAUCCAACUCAACGUCACAUCGGACAACACCAGCAUCCUCGCAUGGAGGAUCUAGGGCUCAUUCCAGACAUCAUUCUUUGACUAAUGAUCCAACAGAUCAGGGCGUGCUCCACGAAGCAAUCUCGCACUUGUUGCAGCAGACUGUCACAUGUGAGGCAUCAGUGAUGCAGCCCACUGCUGUUAACUCCAUCUCCUGUAAUUAUCAGCCAUUUACUAGCAACUCAUCACUUACUCCACAACAACAACCUCCGCAGCCAAAGCUGCAACAACAACAGCAGCAACAACAACAACAGCAGCAGCUUCAUCAGCAGCCGCAUAAACAACAAAAACAUCAUCAGCAACUUCACAGUAGUACCAGUUCUAGGCUUAGUCCAGGUCCAUCUGGAAACAUUUCCAGUCAGAACCCGGUGUCUCCUGUUUACAGCACUCCUCCUCCAAAUAGCCCUUAUGCAGCAUCACCGUACAGUACCACACAGAGCUCACCUUACAACACAAAUCAGAGCUCGCCUUACAAUACUGUACACAGUUCUCCAGCCCCUUCACCACAUCUAUCCAGGCGAUCCAGUACUGAACAGAGUCCCAUGUUACUCAUGGAACUUGGUUCAUCGCACAAAGUUGGGAAGGAGAAUGUCACAUCACCAACACUAGAACAAAUGCAGUACGUCAUGGAACACAGCCAUAUUUCAUCACAUGCGCAGUCAGAAAUUGAGCAGUCAAAGCAAAGACACAGUGUGGAUAGAAGUCCCAGUACUAGUAGCUAUGGUAGACAGACUCCAGAAAGUCCUGGUUCGGACUCCAACUCCUUCAUAUUGCAGAGUCCUCGACAGAAAGUAAGCAGGUCAGUGGAGCAGACAGGAUCGUUCCCGUCAUCACAGUCGACAAGUCCAAUUGCCGAGAAACCAUUCAGAUAUCCUGCAAAUUCACAAAAACAAGAUGCAAGCCCAUAUAUCAAGUCGGAGGUGAAAGGUCACAGGAAGCUUAGUGCUCAGUCAGUCCGAGAGAGGGAAUGUAUGGCCAACCCUGUCUCUAUCUCGGCGUCGGAACAAGCAUCAGCUACAUCUAGUGCCGCCUCUUCACCUGGCAGUAGUUAUCAGGAUGCUCUCGAAGGAUUUGAGUUUUCUCAACCGAAAGCUAAACGGCACAAAAAGACCACUACAGCACAAGAUGAACAAGAAAGGGUCGAACGUCGUAGAUAUAGGCACAGAACAUCUGAAAUCAAACGACGUAGCAAUAUCCAGGCUGGAUUGGAUGAAAUGCAAAAAGUGCUCGGUCUUGGUGAUACCGAAGCUGGAGAUAGUCGAGUCAGUCUAGCGGUUAUGCUGCAAAAAGCUACAGAUACCAUUAAGCAAUUGAAGAGAGAAUACAGUCAACAGAAAGACGAUCAAGAUAAACUAAGGAGUGAAAUUGAGACUCUGACUGAGGAAAUGAGUGUGGUUCAGGAUCAGCUGCCAGAUACUGGUGUUCCGGUACCAACCCAAUCUAACGAUGAAGCUUUACAAGAUGAACUGGAUGGAUAUAUCCAGGAAGAGUCACAAAAGAACUGGAAAUUUUAUUUGUUUGGUUUAAUACACCGGCCGUUGUUUCAGUCAUUCAGAGAGACAUUGUCAACUGUGACAGAAGAUAAAUUUGAAGAUGGUGUCAAGGAUUGGUUAGAUAAUGAAUGUAAACUACGCAAAAUCAGACCUGUUGUGACGACCGCAUUAAGAAAGUUCAGCUCCAAGACAACUGUGCUGUCUGACCCGUCUGACCUUCCACAACAAGCGCAGCGAGCAGCAUCUACCAUGUUGCAAGAAAGAAAGCAAAAGAACAAAGAUAUUAAAAAAGAAGACUUAUCAUAGUGCAAUUUUUACAGAUAUUUUUUAUCAAGACAUUUUUAAUGGGUCAGGUCCUUCAAAUUGGUCUUUCUAGUUUUCAAAGUUAAGUUAUUAUUUGUUAACAGUUUCAGAAAAAUAGUAUAUUUUCAUUUGAUCAAUUAAUGGAAGUGAAAGAUGAAUUUCAUUUCCCCUAAUUUAUUGAAAUUUUGUAAAUGAUUAAUCUUAAGAAAAAAGGAAAUGUGUUUUACUGAUGCACCCUAAAUUAAAAAAAAUUUAAUUUUGUUGUUGUUGCAUAUUUGUUCUCUAUUUGCUUCACAUCUUGUGAGCCCCACAAUCUUUAUGUUAAUUUAAAAUCUAUUUAUAUCAACCAUCAUCUAAUCCUCUUAGCAGGCUUGUUAAGAAUCUAUGUGCUUUCUGGGAUUCAACGGAUUGAACUGUCUAGAAUCAACGGCUGAUUUAUCUGAUUAGCCAUGCAAAUGUCAGUUGUCAUUUAUUGACCCUUUUACAUAAACGCACAACAUGAAUGGUCAAUUUAUCUCAUUAGUGAUGCAAAUUUAUUUAAACUUAAUGUAUUGACACCUCCACAAUAAAUGCCUAGGAUCAAUAGCUGGUUUAUCUUAUUAGUCAUGCAAAUAUAUUCAAUUCUUGCAUAAUACAGGCUGAAUUCAUUGGAAACAAGGGAAGUCAAAAUACUCUCCAUUCAUUGGCCACUUAUAAUCACAUGAUCUGCAGAUCUUUGACAUAGUUAAAUUUAUUUUGAAGGCAUUUUUCAAUUAACCUUAGAAAGCUCAUAGAUUCUAGAUUAGGCCAGACUUUUAUUAUCCCUUGUUUCGCGA
Molecule: messenger RNA, 4287 nt
Organism: Saccoglossus kowalevskii
Lineage: Eukaryota; Metazoa; Hemichordata; Enteropneusta; Harrimaniidae
Biological process (GO): regulation of transcription by RNA polymerase II
Cellular component (GO): nucleus
Molecular function (GO): protein dimerization activity; DNA-binding transcription factor activity, RNA polymerase II-specific; RNA polymerase II cis-regulatory region sequence-specific DNA binding
Source: RefSeq, a predicted model, not a curated record